GUUUGCACGUCCCUCCAACAGGUCUAAAAUUACUGAUAACAGAAAAUGGAAAAAUUUGCUAUCACUUAUACUUUCAAAGGGACUACAAUGACAGUUUUCUAAUCAGGAUUUAAUCUAAUAUCUGUAAAAUAUAUAAAAAUAUAAUUAUAUCUUCAAUAUGCCCAUAACACUCUUGAACCAGGGUGAACUGACUGAACAUGAUAUCUGUCAUAAACCGAUUGAGGAUUGCAGCAAAGAAGACUGUCAACCGGUUUUCUAUUUUGCGUCGAUAUAGUACUAUUGACUACACAUACAAAAAUUAUGAUGUUGUGAGGGAUGACAGAUUUUCUGAGGUGAACCCAGAUGAUAUAUCUUAUUUUGAGUCUAUAUUACCUGGCCGGGUCAUCACAGAUGCGCAUGAACUUGAAACUCACAAUACGGAUUGGUUGCAUUUAGUCAGAGGCAUGAGCAAGGUGAUGUUAAGGCCUAAAACAACCGAAGAAGUAUCAAAGAUUGUAAAAUAUUGCAAUGAAAAGAUGUUAGCCAUUUGUCCACAAGGUGGUAAUACUGGUCUUGUAGGAGGUAGUGUUCCUGUCUUUGAUGAAAUUAUUUUAUCCAUGUCGUUGAUGAAGCAAAUUGAACAGGUUGAUGCAAUUGCAGGAACUACUGUGUGUCAGUCAGGGGUGGUACUUGAAGCCUUGGAUGACCACCUUGCAGAGCAGAAUUUGAUGGUUCCACUUGAUCUUGGGGCAAAAGGGAGUUGUCACAUUGGUGGGAAUGUUUCGACAAAUGCUGGUGGCUUACGAUACCUCCGAUAUGGAUCACUACAUGGUACUGUGUUAGGAGUAGAAGCUGUCCUAGCUGAUGGAACUAUUUUGGAUUGUUUGUCGACAUUGAAGAAAGAUAAUACAGGUUAUGAUUUAAAACAACUUUUUAUUGGAUCAGAAGGAACUCUGGGUAUAAUAACGAAAGUGGCUUUGGCAACACCACAUCGACCUCAGUCAGUGAAUUUGGCGUUCCUUGGCAUUCGCUCCUUUGACGAUGUUCACAAAACCUAUUUGAAAGCCAAAGAAAUGCUUGGCGAAGUCCUUUCAGCUUUUGAGUUCUUGGAUUCGGAAUGUAUGAAAACUGUGAAAGACAACUUGAAGUUGAAUAAUCCCAUCAAAAUGGAUUAUCCGUUUUAUGUGCUCGUUGAAACAUCAGGCUCCAAUGAAGAACACGAUUCCGAUAAAUUAACCACAUUUCUUGAAACGAUUAUGAGCGAAGAAAUUGUUACAGAUGGAAUGCUUGCUACAGAACCGUCCAAGAUACACGAAGUAUGGAAAGUCAGGGAAAGCAUUGCAGAAGCGCUGUUAGGUGAUGGAGAGGGCUGUUUCAAAUAUGACAUAUCUCUGCCUCUGCACAGCAUGUACAACAUCGUUGAUAUAAUGCGCGAAAAGUUUGGCGAUCAAGUCAAUCGCGUUGUCGGUUACGGUCAUUUUGGAGAUGGUAACUUACAUAUGAAUCUGGUUGCGCCAACUUACGAUAAAGAAUUGUUAACAACAAUUGAGCCAAUCAUUUUUGAGUACACAGAAAAAAAUGGCGGCAGUAUCAGUGCUGAACAUGGUGUUGGAUUCAAAAAACGGAAUUUUAUCCAUCACUCAAGAAAACCGGAAGCGAUUGCUUUAAUGAGAAAUUUAAAGAACAUGAUGGAUCCAAAGGGAAUUUUAAACCCGUACAAGAUGUUGCCACCAGAAGACAUUGAUUCGAAAGAGUCGACGUAGAAGCUCACCACCGCACCAAUAUAACCUUCAUGUUUUUUGUUAUGUUUAUUUUUUGUGUUGCUCUUAGAGAAAUGUAUAUGUAUAAAUUCCCUUAAUUAUUUGUAUUUUGAUUUGAUCAAAGUUGGUUUCGUGUAAUGUGCUGCACGAAAUUUCCUGGGUGACUUUUUAUUUCGUGUAAUGUGUUGCAUGAAAUUUUCUGAACGUUAUUUUUUGUUUUUCGUGUUAUUUGUUACACGAAAUUUUUUUAAUUGUUAUUUUGUAGACGUCUAUAAGGAUUCUUAUGGAAUUAUGGGUAAACAAGUAGAAUUAUUAUUGUUGUUUCACAUAUAUCAGAUUGAGAAAUAGUUUGUAAAACAAUUUUAGAAGCAACCUGUCAGCCUGAUACAUGUUUCUUAUUUAAUCUCAAAAAAUCCAAGGUUAAGCAAAUUUUUGAAUUUUUAUUUUAAGAAUUUUAUCUAGUCAAAGGUUGAAAAAACGUGUAUACGGUUGGAUUGGUUUAUGUAUUUUUAUUUCAUCUCUAUAUAUUUAAUUCUUUUUAAAUGCAUAACGAAGAUUAUAUACCUAAUUUGAACUUGAUAGAAAAUAUAUAUUUCUGUAUA
This is a messenger RNA of Hydractinia symbiolongicarpus, 2341 nucleotides long. RefSeq names its product D-2-hydroxyglutarate dehydrogenase, mitochondrial-like. The transcript has 18 exons. Gene Ontology annotation, cellular component: mitochondrion. The record is from RefSeq and is a predicted model, not a curated record. Bases 198 to 1742 code for a protein of 514 amino acids. NCBI's taxonomy places the organism in Eukaryota, Metazoa, Cnidaria, Hydrozoa, Anthoathecata, Hydractiniidae. Gene Ontology annotation, molecular function: catalytic activity; FAD binding.